CACGUUAGAGCAAGGCCAGAAGUGGUAGCAUCUGGCCAUAAGCCUGGUUGCCCUGCUCGUUUUGACAUGGCAUUGAUCUCAGAUGGGCCUCGGUCUUUGCCCUUGCGCACUCUUGAAGUAGCUCAGGUUCGCGCUAUAUUCAGCCUCCCUUGUCAGUUCGGCAUAUACCCCAGAGCCCUUGCUUACAUUGAGUGGAUUACGCCUUUCAGACAUCCAGACCCUUCCUCUCGGUUGCAACAAGUCUCUUGCUCAACACACCAACUCCGC
Molecule: messenger RNA, 267 nt
Organism: Suillus bovinus
Lineage: Eukaryota; Fungi; Basidiomycota; Agaricomycetes; Boletales; Suillaceae
Exons: 2
Source: RefSeq, a predicted model, not a curated record